This is a messenger RNA of Canariomyces notabilis, 1281 nucleotides long. Its product is annotated as NAD(P)-binding protein. Bases 19 to 921 code for a protein of 300 amino acids. The transcript is spliced from 4 exons. NCBI's taxonomy places the organism in Eukaryota, Fungi, Ascomycota, Sordariomycetes, Sordariales, Chaetomiaceae. Gene Ontology annotation, molecular function: oxidoreductase activity. The record is from RefSeq and is a predicted model, not a curated record.
GCAUCAUCACAACCCACCAUGGCAACACCUGCGGAGACAAUCAACGUCGAAGGGCUCUUCUCAGUCAAGGGUCUUGUAGCUCUCGUCACGGGAGGCGGCACAGGCAUCGGCCUGAUGAUAGCCAAGGCGUUGGCCGACGGGGGCGCGGCGCGCGUAUACAUUGUCGGGCGGCGGGUGGACGUGCUGCAGCAGGCGGCGGCGUCCAUAAACCGGCCGACGGUGGUGGUGCCCCUGUACUGCGACGCCACGUCCAAGGUCAGCCUCGAGAGCAUCGUGUCCGUCGUCGAGACUGACGUCGGCCACCUCGACCUGCUGGUCUGCAACGCGGGCAUCGGCGGGCCCCAGGUCAAAGCCCCCGUGCCCGGGGUCACGACCCUUGAUGAGUGGCGCGACUCUCAGAUGGCGAUUGACUUUGAGGAUUUCACCAAUACCUUCCGCGUCAAUGGUACUAGUGUCUGGUUCACGGCCAUGGCGUUUCUCAAGUUGUUGGAUGAGGGGAACAAGCGGAGAGCAGGGAACGGGCCGAGCAGCCAGGUCGUGGUCACGAGCAGCAUUGCCGCGUUUAAUAAGGCAGCGCCAGGAGGGUGGGCGUACGGUGCUAGUAAGGCUGCGGCGACGCAUAUUGCAAAGAUGCUGAGCGUUGUGCUGCCCACUUGGGGGAUCAGGGCGAAUUGCCUCUGUCCCGGACUGUUCCCAAGCGAGAUGGCUGCCCCCAUUGUCGAGGCUGCAGGCGGUUCCAUUACAGGCGGUGGCAUCAUCCCCCUGGACAAGAGAAUAGUGCCCCUUGGCCGCAUGGGUGACAAUGUGGACAUGGCCGGCCAGAUUCUCUACCUCGCCUCGCGCGCCGGCGCCUAUCUCAACGGAAACACGAUUGUGGUGGAUGGUGGCCGGUUAGGAACUUUCCCAAGUACCGGUUAUUGAUGCUUGAUGCCUGGCCGGCCACCCGGAAUUCUGAAAACAGAAAAUGAAGACGGCGUCUUCGGGGCAUAUUGUAGAAUGCCAAAGACAGAUGCAGAUAAUCCGAGAUGUCUUGGGCCAUGCAUCGCAGACCUUGUCAGUCAGUACCUGUGGGAUGGCCAACCUAAAAACGACAGCACUUUACGGGCAGAUUACCGGCAUGCCUGAAGAUAGGUACAGCAGUCACCUCGCAUUUUCAGCUUCUGGUAUAGAAAGGAAAGGUUAGAUGGGAACUGCCCGCCAGCUUGGAGGAAAGCAACUGCCCCUGAGGCAAGACUUGGGUACGGGGCGACUCACUGCGGGCGUCGCUCCUGCUCUCCUCCC